CUGCGGUUCAACAUAAAGACGAACUACAGAAUAACAAACAUAAUACAAGCGGUCAACAAGGGCAGGAAUACGGAUACGAAGGCCGCCAGCAGCCAUGGUGAUAAUAGCAGAGGUAGCAACAGCAACGCUAACGCCAGCGGCAACAACAGGGGUAGCAGUAACAGCGACAACAAUAAUGGCAGGAACAGCAACGCUAGCGGCAGCGGCAAUAAUAAUGAACUUCCCGAGGAGUCGAGGGACGAAAAGGUCAAGAUCGGAGUGAAGGUAACGAGUCUCAGGUACGAGAACAUGAUGCAGGGACUUGAGAUAUACAGACACGAGGUAGAAAAGGACGUGAAGCUGAGCAGAAUCAAGGGUGAGUUCACUGACAUUGACGUGAACCUGUUCCACUUCAAGUACGCCGACGUUUACACCAAGGACAAGCUGACGCUGAUAAACGUAGUCACGGUCCAGUUCUCAUCAAACAACGACCUUGCGAACAACAUUGACACCAGUUUCGCAAACUCGGACCCGAGUGAAGUGAGCGGCAAGAACGGGAAUCAUAACAGCAACCAUAAGGACAGUCACAAGAACAAGUACAGGGACUUGCAGAGUGAAAAGGAGGCUGGGGAGCUGGGCGUGUACGAGAUGAACUACUACUUCUUCGUCGUGCACGACAGAAUGUACCAGUACAAACCGUCGGAGAACGAGUGGGUGCACCCAGUGGAACUGCUUCUGUCACUCGUAAGCUUACACCGGAGGUCGCUGCAGAACAUGAACCUAAACAACUCAGUGGGCCUGUGCAGAAGGGUCAACAAGGCGAUGCGCAGGUUCUACUACAACGUUCUCUGCUGGAAGAAGAACAAGAGGGUGGACGACCCCAACGCGCAUGCCGCGAGUCCCAAGCACAUGAUGAUCCACAACGCCGCUGAGGAGGAGCUGUACAACCACCUCAGAGGCAAGCUCGUGAUGCUGUUUCUCAACAACAAGCUGAGGUGGGCCUUAAAGGGAGCAGUGCUUCCGCUUACGCUGAACUUCGUGACGAUGCUGAGCCUGUUCAUGAGCUUCCCGAUGAUGGGCGUCUACGACGCCCUGGAGCCGGGCACCGCUAUCAGGUUCGAGAUGGUGAUAAAGAUUGUCUCCGUCAUCCCGGGCGUGCUCAUCUGCGUCAUCUGCAGCGUCGGCUUCCUCAGGAACCUGUCGAUGCAGAAGCCGUGGCACCGCGCGCACAAAUACGUGUACCUUUCGUACCUCACGUACAUCGUCGUCUGCUUCGCCACGCUCGUGGUCACGAAGAAGAACGACGACAUCGUCUCCAACAACGCCUUCGUGCUCGUCAUGAGCCUCGUAAUCGUCGUCACCUUCCAGAUUAACACCAUCACCUCCUUCACGAGCGUGAUGUUUCAGAAGUCCUCCAAGCUCGACUACUUGACUCUGACCUACCUGGACAACAACAUUAAGACCAACGUGCAGCUGAUGAGCUUCAACCUGUUCCUGUUCCACCUCGUGAGGCUCCUCUACCUUGCCGUUUACAAAAACUACACAAACAGGCUCUUCAAGUUACUCUACUGGGUAAUCUAA
Molecule: messenger RNA, 1560 nt
Organism: Theileria orientalis strain Shintoku
Lineage: Eukaryota; Apicomplexa; Aconoidasida; Piroplasmida; Theileriidae
Exons: 2
Source: RefSeq, a predicted model, not a curated record